CGCACAUAGGUAGCAGCUCGGGUCCAAAUUAUGCUCCCAAGGGGAGGACCGCAAAAAGUUAACAGUAAUCUGCAAAUUGGCAUCAUUAUGUCUUUCGAUGGGUAAACAUUCUACGUCCCUUUCAUUCUUCCCGGUCCAAAAAUCGUGCAUUGGCAACAUAAAUUACUGCUAUAAUGAAUAUCAGACCAGUGGCACAGCGUGUAUACCUAUCAUCCCAAAGUUCCUCCCUACUCAUAUCGACCCAAGCGCACCUCCAUUUGUUUUCGAGGUAGUAUCUGACGUCUCCCGAGUCAAUCAGGCCAUAGGGUUCCAAUGGCACAAAGUCAAGGAUCCGGAAAGUCAGGUUCUCGAUGAUCUUGGUUGUUAGACUAUCUGGGACACCGUCCAACAGCACAUCGAGGAACCAUGACAAAGUCCCCCCCCCCUGAACCUGCUCAAGCUCGGCGAGACAGCUUCGAACAUCCCUCUUCGGUGAUUGAACGCAUGGUCAUCACAGACAUUUCGUGGAUGCGAACCCCAGCUUAGGUCGAGCUGACACCUCCUAGUGACAUGCAUCCUUUUAGUCUCUCGCAUCACUCGGGUUUCCAGAAACUCGCCUGGAAUUAUCAUUGACGAAUCAUCCUUCUCCCUUCCUCCAGACGAUGACGUAUGAUCAUUCGAUUUCCUUUACUACAUAAGCGCGCAUCAUACAUGAGAAUGGGAAUUAAACUAUUCUCCUGCAUGGAGAUUUGUAGGUCAACACAUGUGAUGGACUGCAAGCAUGAAAA
Suillus plorans is the source of this 767-nucleotide messenger RNA. RefSeq lists its product as uncharacterized. The transcript has 2 exons. The record is from RefSeq and is a predicted model, not a curated record. NCBI's taxonomy places the organism in Eukaryota, Fungi, Basidiomycota, Agaricomycetes, Boletales, Suillaceae. Bases 98 to 367 code for a protein of 89 amino acids.